Messenger RNA from Cladophialophora psammophila CBS 110553, 549 nucleotides. RefSeq lists its product as uncharacterized. The transcript has a single exon. Bases 1 to 549 code for a protein of 182 amino acids. Lineage: Eukaryota; Fungi; Ascomycota; Eurotiomycetes; Chaetothyriales; Herpotrichiellaceae. The record is from RefSeq and is a predicted model, not a curated record.
AUGCUACUGCGAACCGUAAUACGACCAUCCCUCUCCUUUCCUUCGGCAUUCAGAUCUAUAUCCGCUCCUCUACCACGGGCAGCUUUCAAGCGCCCCGUCCUCAUCGCAUUUGGCCUCACGGCUUCCCUUCCGUUCAUACAGCCUUCGUCCAUCAUCCGGCUCGACUCUUCGCCCUACUCACCGCCCCCCGCUGGAGCCGCAGAGUUUAGCAGCACCCCCUCCUCACAAUCCCGCGAUCCCAAAGUUCCUCUUACAAAAGACGGCAAGACAAUCAAUCCUGCCGCAGUUAAGCAAAUAAGCCUGGGUUCUAUUCUGGGAUUGGCUGCGGGACUGGUUGUCUCGGCUUUUUCCACGAGCCUGACAUUCCUGAUCGGAUUGGGAAUUGUAAUCUGGCAGCUUGCCGCUCGAAAAGGAUACAAUAUUAUACCGGUGGAUCGUUUGCAACGAUACUUCAAGAAUAUCGAUCUGCGCAGUGCAAUCAAUGACAACUUGGCCUUCAAAAUCAGCUUCGGCCUCAUGUUUGCCCUUUCCGCUUUCGGUGAGUUUUAA